AUGCUUGAAACAAACAAUAAACCAACGAUAUCAGUGCUCUGUUCCAAUUUGACCGAGGAAGUUCCUUCGCUGGCCUUCAUAACGGCGGAAUCAUUCGGGUAUAUAGAGUUGCAUGCGUCUGCAGACGAGUCAGCAGGGAUUUUGUCACGAAUCUUCUUUUGUUGGACGAAUAUACUGAUUCAGAAGGGAGGGAAAUUGCAGUUGAACUCGAUUGACGAUGUUUUUGCUCUGCCCCCGUCGCUUGAAGUGGCAGCUAUUGAGCAUAAAAUGAUCGAAAAUUCACCUACUUUCUAUUCCGAUGGUCAACACUAUUCACUCUCGUCAUCACUGUUGUCCACUUUUGGAGUGGCUUUCUUCUCUCUCGCCUUACUCAGAGUCGCAUCUGAUGCAUUCACCUUCGCAGGCCCUAUUCUGCUUCACCUUCUUGUUGAUAUUCUGGAGAAUCCAGCGCCAAAUCCAAUGGGCUUCUUGUAUGCCGCCCUAAUGGUCUUAUGUUCCCUCCUAGCUGCUCCUGUUUUCAACCAACUUUCAGUUUUUAUAGUACGAGCAGCGACUGUUACUGCAAUUUAUGACAAACUGCUUAUGGUGCCCCUGAGCGAAAUGAGCAAGUUCUCGUCAGGGUCGAUUCUCAAUUUUGUUUCAACAGAUGUAGAUCGAUUAGUAAAUUUCUGUAACUCUUUCCAUGCCUUUUGGAGCUUACCAGUGCAACUGGCUAUCGCACUUUAUUUACUGUAUAGAGAGGUCGGCCUGGCAUUCCUUGCUGGAGUCGUUGCUGCACUAAUCCUGAUUCCUCUCAAUAAAUGCAUCACGAAUAGCAUUGGACGAAUGUCGGUGAAACUGAUGCAUUGUAAAGAUCAGCGAGUAAAGGUAUUCACUUCUCUGGCCCUCGUCAACAUUUUGAUAAUGCCUUUGAAUGCGUUUCCGUGGGUGCUGAAUGGCCUCGUCGAAGCGUUUGGUGUCAUUGAAAAGGUUGCAGCGGUUAUUUAUGUUGAACAACAUUGA
Cooperia oncophora is the source of this 1002-nucleotide messenger RNA. The record is from the annotation of a GenBank genome assembly. Lineage: Eukaryota; Metazoa; Nematoda; Chromadorea; Rhabditida; Trichostrongylidae.